GCACCCGGUGAUGUCAGCCCUGUGUGAGCAGCCAGGGCGGGAGGAGGAAAAAGAGCUUCUGAGCCCUGCCGACCAGUGCGAGGGGAACAAAGCUGGCUCCUCAGGACCUUGUGGGUGUCCGGGCGCUGGAGUGGCUCCCGGAGACACGGGGCGUGUCUCUGUGGGGACCUGAGCUGGCCCCUGGGAUCCCAGCGCACUGCCCCGGGCGGGCGGAGACGGCGACCCCGGGCUCCACGUGCUCCGCGCGCGCGGGGGUUUCCGAGUCCUCGGGGCGCGGCCGGAAGUAGAAGUCUGCGCGGCAGCCGCCGCUUCAGCGACUGCGGCGCCCGGCCCAGCGCCGUCACCCGCCCCUAGUCAGUCCGGGGCCUCCGAGGCAGCGCCGCUGCAAGAUCCCGAGCCUCCUUCCGCCGCGUCGCCCGAGCGCCCACCUCUCCGAUGGGGCCGCCGCCGCCCCGCAUCGCGGCCGCGCUGCUCUGGGGCUUCCUGCUCCCGCUGACAGCUGCUCAAGAGGCGAUCCUACAUGCAUCUGGAAAUGACAGCUCUCGAUCUAAGGACUACUGCGUGCUCUACAACCCCGACUGGUCGCCUCUCCCACGCACCCUAGAAAAUGCAACUUCCCUUAGUUUGAUGAAUCUCACUACCACACCACUGUGCAAACUUUCCGAUAUCCCUCCUGAAGGAAUAAGAAACAAAGCAGUUGUGGUGCAGUGGGGCACCUGUCAUGUUCUUGAAAAAGCCAAAAUCGCACAAACAGCAGGUGCUGAAGCAUUGCUGGUUGCUAAUAACAGUGUUCUGUUUUAUCCCUCGGGAAACAAGUCUAAAUUUCAUGAUGUGAAUAUUCAGAUUACAUUUAUAAAGUACAAGGAUAUUAAAGACAUGAAACAGACUCUUGGAAAUAACAUUACCGUGAAAAUGUAUUCUCCACGGUGGCCUGACUUUGACUAUACCAUGGUGGUCAUUUUUGCCAUUGCUGUGUCCACUGUGGCACUAGGUGGAUACUGGAGUGGACUCAUUGAAUUGGAGACUAUGAAGACGGUGACAAGCACUGAAGAUAGAGAAAUAAGGAGAAAGAAGGAAGAAUACUUAACUUUCAACCCUCUGACAGUUGUGAUGUUUGUGGUCAUCUGUUGUGUUAUGAUGGUCUUACUUUACUUCUUCUACAAAUGGUUGGUUUAUGUGAUGAUAGCAAUUUUCUGCAUUGCAUCGAUAAUGAGUCUAUACAACUGUCUUGCUGCACUAAUCCGCAAGAUUCCAUGUGGACAGUGCACGAUUAUGUGUCGUGAUAGAACCAUAGAAGUGAGGCUCAUUUUUCUUGCUGCACUGUGUAUAGCAGUAUCUGUUGUGUGGGCUGUAUUUCGAAAUGAAGACAGGUGGGCUUGGAUUUUGCAAGAUAUUUUGGGAAUUUCUUUCUGUCUAAAUCUAAUUAAAACAUUGAAGUUGCCCAACUUCAAGUCAUGCGUGAUACUUCUAGGCCUUCUCCUCCUCUAUGAUGUAUUUUUUGUUUUCAUAACACCAUUCAUCACAAAGAAUGGUGAGAGUAUCAUGGUUGAGCUUGCAGCUGGACCUUUUGGAAAUAAUGAAAAGAAUGAUGGAAACUUGGUGGAAGCCACUGCUCAACCCUCAGCUCCCCAUGAGAAAUUGCCAGUAGUCAUCAAAGUGCCAAAGCUGGCCUUUUUUUCAGUAAUGAAUGUGUGCCUCAUGCCGGUUUCAAUAUUGGGCUUUGGAGACAUUAUUGUCCCAGGCCUGUUGAUUGCAUACUGCAGAAGAUUUGAUGUUCAGACUGGCUCUUCUUCUAUAUACUAUGUGUCCUCCACAAUUGCCUAUGCUGUUGGCAUGAUUCUUACCUUUGUUGUUCUGGUGCUGAUGAAAAAGGGGCAGCCUGCUCUCCUCUAUUUAGUACCUUGCACACUUAUUACUGCCUCGAUUAUCGCUUGGAGACGCAAGGAAAUGAAAAAGUUCUGGAAAGGCAACAACUAUCAGAUGAUGGAUCAUUUGGACUAUGCAACAAAUGAAGAAGGUCCUGUGGCUUCUGGUGAACAGAGCGGCUCGCAAUAAUAUGAUGUGAACCUCCAAAUAUGUGUCCAUUGAUUUUAUACAAACAGAGUUUGACUUUUGAAAUUUGAAAUCUGAAUUGACAAUCCUAUAAAAUCUUCAAUUAUCAAUCUUCCAGUUUGCUUAGAAAAUAUAUAUAUUUUUAUGAGCUGGUAAUGACAGUUACAUCAUAAAUAACUGAAAUAGUUUACUUUCUACUAUGUUAAACUUGUGCCUUCUACUAAAUAAAAGCAUAUGGUCUCUGUAAUUUUCAAAAUG
Molecule: messenger RNA, 2310 nt
Organism: Erinaceus europaeus (western European hedgehog)
Lineage: Eukaryota; Metazoa; Chordata; Mammalia; Eulipotyphla; Erinaceidae
Gene: SPPL2A
Product: signal peptide peptidase like 2A
Exons: 16
Coding region: 436-2055 (539 amino acids)
Biological process (GO): membrane protein proteolysis
Cellular component (GO): lumenal side of endoplasmic reticulum membrane; lysosomal membrane; Golgi-associated vesicle membrane
Molecular function (GO): aspartic endopeptidase activity, intramembrane cleaving
Source: RefSeq, a predicted model, not a curated record